Molecule: messenger RNA, 18523 nt
Organism: Frankliniella occidentalis (western flower thrips)
Lineage: Eukaryota; Metazoa; Arthropoda; Insecta; Thysanoptera; Thripidae
Gene: bent
Product: twitchin
Exons: 83
Coding region: 306-18503 (6065 amino acids)
Molecular function (GO): protein binding
Source: RefSeq, a predicted model, not a curated record
GGCCGCCCGCGUGCGCCAGUCACCCAGUUGGUUCCGUGGUCCGUGGGUCGCAGGCGCACCGCGCCGCCGGUUUUUUGUGUCAAAAGUCUGCGAUCGCUUUGAACAUAGCGGGGGCGCCGUACCGCUCUUCGGGAAGGAGGGAGAUCGAAACGUAAGAGGCGUAACGUUUUGAUCCUUUCCCGACCGACCAGUUGUAAAGCCCCUUCUUCCCAGUGGAGGUGCAGGGCGAGCCUUGCCACCGGGGAGAGUCCCAAUCCGACACUAUAACGAGUGCCUCCAGGGCUUGAGCCCCUCCACCAUCCAGGAUGGGGGUGGCCGACGACUUCGCGCCGAGCUUCACGCAGAAGCCGCAGCUGCGUCAGGAAGAUGACGGCAACCGCCUCGUCUUCGAGUGCCAGCUGCUGUCCUCCCCAAAGCCAGACAUCACCUGGUUCCGGGGGGACACGCAGCUGUCUGAGGACGGACGGACGGUCAUGAAGACCGUGCCCAUCGGCUCGAACAAGUUCACAGUCGUCCUCGAGCUCGAUGACGUCAUCGAGAGCGACGCAGGCCUAUACAAGGUCAAGGCCAAGAAUAAGAUGGGAGAAGUUGCAGCCUCGAUCAACCUCAAUUUCAGCCCUGCGGAUGAGCCCCGAGAUAAGCAAGUGGAUGGGAUCGCUCCGACUUUUGCGAAAAAGCCGGCAAUUCGACAGGAGGAUGACGGGAAACGCCUUCUGUUCGAAUGCCGGAUCAACGCCGACCCAGAACCGACCGUCAGCUGGUCCAAGAACAACACUCCCGUCACGGCUGGCCCAAGACACAAGCUGACGGUCGACAAAGAUGGUCAUUCAUACUUCGCUACACUGGAAAUCAAGAAUGUCACUGUAGAGGACGCUGGCAAAUACAAAGUGACAGCCAAGAACGAGCUAGGCGAAAGUAAUGCGACCAUCAGUCUCAACUUCGAUAGCGACGAGGCCCCGGUCCCGGACAACGGCAUCAAACCCACCUUCACCGAACGACCCGUGAUUCGGCAAACGGACGACGGCAACAGUGUCAUCAUCGAGUGCAGAGUGGUCGGCGAGCCCAAGCCCUCAGUUCAGUGGUUCCGAUCUGGCAAGGAACUAAAGGAGGGCGGCCGGCUUGCGAUGACAUUGGAGGUGGACGAGGUGCUGUACUUCAUGGCUCGCCUGCAAAUCACCGGCGUAGCUAUUGAGGAUGCCGGCGAGUACAAGGCGGUGGCUAGUAACGCUAACGGGACCUGUCAAGCUACCAUCAAUCUCAACUUCGACACUUCAAGCGACAAACCGAAAAUCCCCGACGGGAAGGCUCCGCGAUUCCCGAAGAAACCGACCAUUCGCCAGGAAGGAGAGGUGCUCAUCAUGGAGUGCAUCCUGGAAGGCAACCCUGCCCCCGAGAUUACCUGGUUUCAGGGCCAAAAGGUCAUUUCAGAUACUAACCGAGUGCGUAUGUCACGCAAGUCCAUGGGCAAGGACACGUACCUCCUCACGUUGGAAGUGUCAAAUCCAACGAGAGAGGAUGGUGGGAACUACAGGUGUAAUGCCUUCAACAUAUAUGGCGAGAGCAAUGCCAAUAUUGCACUCAACUUCCAAGGCGGAGAUGAUGCAGGUUUUGCCCCAUCAUUCGUCGAGAAACCUAAAAUCAUUCCAAACGAGACCGGCACUCUUAUUACAAUGAAGUGUAAGUGCAAAGCGAAACCGAAACCUGACGUUACGUGGUUUAGAGGCACUACAGUUGUUAAAGAGACGUCAAAAAUAAAAAUUAAAGUCGUCGAAGCUGGCGAAGAUACCUACGAACUAUCUCUUGAAAUUAAGGAUCCGGCAGGACCAGAUGGAGGCACUUACAAGUGCCAUGUAAAGAACGAAUUCGGCGAAAGUAAUGCUAAUCUUAAUUUAAACAUCGAGGCAGAACCUGAACCCGAAGGUGACGGACCAGUAUUCGUGGACAAACCACGCAUCGUUUCCGAACAAAACGGUAAAUUAGUUAUUAUGGACUGUCGUGUAAAGGCGGAUCCUAAGCCCACCAUCGUAUGGACGCGCGAUGGUAAAGAGGUAAAGGAAAGCUCUAAGAUCACGAUGAAAGUAGAGGCAAAAGGUGACGUUUACUACAUCAGACUGGAGCUUAAGGACCCACAACUGGAAGACUCUGGUCUAUAUAAAUGUAAUAUCAAGAACAGCCUAGGGGAAUUGAAUGCCAACUUAACCCUCAACAUCGAAAUCAUCCCUGUCAUCAGAGAAAGACCAAAGAUCAUUAAGGUUGUGAAGAAAAAGACUGUUAUUGUGGAGUGUCACGUUCAAUCUAAGUUUGCUCCUCAAUGUACCUGGUUUAAAGAAACAUCGGCGGUCAAAGAAGACUCUCGGCACACAAUUCAUGUUACGCAAGUUAAAGAAGGCGAAUUCUCGGUGAAGCUUGAAAUUGAGAACAUAAAGGAAACAGAUAAGGGCUCAUACAAACUUGUUGCCAAAAACGAAAAGGGUGAAACUGCGUCACAAACAGUCGAGCUUACAGAUAUUCCUAAGGAUGAAGAAGAGAAGCCGAAACCGAAGGGUGAUAAGCCGAAAAUAAGCAAGGGACUUAAACCUCAGACAGUUGAUGAGGCCAAACCAGCCGAGUUUUCCGUGAAAUUGAUUAAGACGGAGAUGAAGGCAACAGUUGUGUGGUAUAAAAACAACGUGGUUAUAAAAGAGAGGGAGAUGCAUCAGUCAUUUGAUGGGACAACAGCAACACUGCAAAUUGCAAGCUGCAAAGUUGAACACGCUGCAUCAUAUAAGGUCGUGAUUACAAACGAGUUUGGAAGCGAUGAUUCCGAAGCAGACCUCAAAGUCACUGAAAAGAAAAAACCACCAGAAAAGAAGGAAGAGGAGAAGAAAAAGGAAGAAGAGAAAAAAUCAGAGGAAAAGAAGGUUGAAGAGAAGAAAAAGAUUGAAGAGAAGAAAGUCGACGAGAAAAAGAUAGAGGAGAAGAAGGUCGAGAAGAAGGUUGAGGUGAAGAAAUCAGAGGAGAAGAAAGUCGAAGAAAAGAAGGUCGAGGAAAAGAAAGAGGAGAAGGUCGAGAAAAAGGGUCCUCCUCGAACGAUCGACAACGAAGUGGAGAGUGUCGGGGACAGUCGACAGAAGGUGAACGAUGACAAGGACCUUCUGAAAAAGCCGGAAGUCAAAAAGCCAGCGGACAAGAAAGACGACAAGGAUGACACUACCGAACCCGGCAAGCCGUGGGGUAGGACUUUAUUACGAAAAGCUCCACCACCAAAGCCCCAACCUACGAAGUACGAAAGUUUCCUAGAUGUGACGCUUAAACCAGUUGAGCGAGCUGCUGCGUUAAAGCUCGCAGCGGCGAAGAAAGCAGAAGAGGAGGAGCAGCUCCGACUGGCAGCAUCAUCCUUGAGCCGAAAGUCGUCCCUUAGAUUGGACACUUUCGAAAAGAACACCGAGGAAACCAAUGGUUCAUCCCCCGCAUCACCGAAAUCUUCAGCGCCACCUUCGAGGAUAGGGUCUCUCAAGGAAAAGGAAGGAGCUCCAGAAGAGAAGCCUCUCCUUAAGAGAAGGCCUGUUCAAAAGCAAGAAGAAAAACAGGACAGCUUCCUUAAUGUGCAGCUUAAACCCCUCACCAAAGAAGAGAAAGAGAAGAGGGAAAAAGAGAGAUUAGCAAAGCAAGAGCUUAAGCUGAAAAACGGAACAGAUGAUAGGAAAUCAUCUCUCACUGUAGAAGAGCUAAAGAAACCUGGCGAACGAAGGCUUUCCACGAAAAAAGUCGACGAGGAGGUCGAAACGAAAAGAAAGGCCUCAGUUAUUAAAACCGAGGUCACUCAAGAGGGCGAUAAAACGCCAAUACGAAGGGAAUCUGUUAAGAUUCAAGAGGAAUCCUCUGAAGCCCGCCGCAAAUCUUCAGUAUUCGAUAAGACUGAACCAGAAAAGAAACCUACUACCGAUGUCAAGGUAGCCUCCAAGGUCCCCGAGAGUGAGGCUACACCAACAGGAAAAACACUUGGAGUUCAACCUGAAGCUCCUAAGGUGCAGGAGCCUAAACCUACACUCAAGCCCACUCCAACACUUAAGGUGGAGGACGUUAAGCCAAAGGAGAGUCUCCUAACAGCACCUCAAGCGGGUGAAAAAGAACCUCCGGUGCGUAAAAAGUACGACCCAAUGGCAUUCAUCCCUGAUGUGGAAAUUGUGACAGACAACUCAUUAAGUGCACCAGUUACAAAAGACAUGGGAAUAACUCAAAAUCUAGAGCCAGAAAAAACUUCUGCAAGGAGGAAAUUUGAUCCCAUGAAAUUUAUUCCUGACCCCGAGCCCGAAACAGUUGAUGAGGUCAACACCUUAACCCCUCCUCCUGCAGAGCAAAACGAGGCUCGGCCCAGGACGAAAAGGUACGAUCCGAUGGCGUUUGUUCCCGAUCCUGAGCCUCAGAUUGUCGAAAAAUCUGUCGCACCGACUUCAAAGCCAACAGGGCAAGUCAAUAGUGCAGUUAGCUUGCCAGGUAUAAAACAGGGGCAAGUGAAAGCAGCUGCCUUGAAACCGAAGGACGAGAAGAAGCCUUUGGUCAACAGCAAAACUCCUUCGAUGGAGCGGCGCGUUAGUAGCCUCGAGAGCGCAGUCAGCUCUGAAGAAGAAGAAGAUACCUUUGACGAACGUACGCUGAAGCGUGCCAAAAUCCCUGAAAUUAUUGCACCGGAUGAGGGUCCGGGAAGUCGAAAGAGCUCCCUAAUACCUGGAUCAGCUGGAUCGAGCCGCAGAGGAUCUCUCAUCCCUCCCGAGGAAGGAGGCAGACGACCUUCGCUUAUUAUCAGUGACGAGAAAAGGGGCUCUCGUCCGGGUGAAGAGCAAGGUGCAAAGGGCGCAAAACAGCGACGACGUCCAAGCACGGACAUGCGAAGACCAAGUGUAGCCGACUUGGAGGAGCUCAUUAACAAGCCCUCGACACCUCUAAAGGCUGUUGGUGAACCAGGUCCUCCUGUCAUUGUUGAUGUGCAAGAAAGUUACUCUGCUGUUGAAGAUCAAGUCGCCUACAUCACCGUGCAAGUCGAAGGAAAUCCUGCGCCUACAUUUAAAUUCUACAAGCCGGACACUAUUACGGGCAUGACCGAGAUCAUUGAAGGCGGUCGCUUCAAAUUCCUCACCGACGGUAACACAAAUACGAUCACUCUCUGUAUGCGCAAGACGAAGCCAAACGACGAAGGAAAGUAUAAGAUAGUCGUGGCUAAUUGCCAUGGAGAGGACACCGCAGAGAUGCAGUUGUAUGUUUCCGAUGCCAGUGGCAUGGAUUUCCGUGCUAUGCUCAAAAAACGAAAGUACGCCAAAUGGGGACAAGACAAGGAAGACCCGGACUGGGGCGAUCUCAAAGAGGUUGAGAAACCCGUUCCUGCGUUGAAGAAAGUUGAGAAGAGUAGUGAAAAAGUGGCGUCAAGGAGGCAGUCUCUUGCUGAGCUUAUCCCCGAUUGGCCAGUACUUCAUCACUUUCAGAAGACGGAGAAACCGGAGUCCUUCCUGAAACCACUUGUUGAUCAAUAUGCCAAGGAAGGAAAAGACAAGAAAGUCAUGUUUGAGGCAAUAUUCUCGAAACCGAAUUGUAAACCAAAGUGGUUUUUACGUAAAGAUGAGCUCUUCCCCGGAAGCAAAUAUAAGUUCAAGACCGAGAAUGAUACAUAUCAACUUAUAAUUAUGAAUCCAAAAGUGGAGGAUGCUGGAAAAUACACUAUUGAACUUGCUGGUGUUAGUUCUAUGGCAUUUUUGAAUGUCGAUGAGCCGGCUCCAACGUAUACCUUCGUUAAACCACUAAUGAAGACCAUUGAAGGUUACACUAAGCACGAGGUGAUACUAGAGUGCGGUGUCAGCAACAGUAUGGCAAAGGUCAUAUGGAAAAAGGGUGAUAAAAAGCUAGAGGAUGGUGAUCUUUAUGAAAUCAGCAAGGACAUGCAAGGAAAUUGCCGCUUAGUGAUCAAAUCGGCAGUGCUCGAAGAUAGUGGAGAAUACGUCUGCCAGAUUACAAAACAGGAUGACAAAACCAUCACGGAAGUCAAAAUAUCUGAAUAUCCGUACAAAUUCGUCAAGGUUCUUAAACACCAGCAGCUCACCGAGAAGGACACCAUCACUCUUCUUUGUGAACUUGACGAUCCCUCUGGGGACGUACAAUGGUUCAAAAAUGGCGAAGAAGUCAAGCCAGACAAAAGAAUCACCAUUACGGCCGACGGCCGAAAGCGGAAAAUGGUCAUUAAGGACGCGAAAGUUACUGACAGUGGUAUGUACAAAUGUACCACGAAUGCCGACCAAACGGAAGCGGAAAUACAAGUCCAAUAUAUGAACCGCUUCAACAAGAAGCUCAAGGACACAACCGGGAUUGAGCGCGAAAAGGUUGUCCUUGAUGUUGAACUUCAAGAUCAAACAGCACCCGCCGAGUGGAAGUUCAACGGCAAGCCUAUCGUUCCGUCAGAUAGGAUUGAAAUCAAGAAUCUCGGUGGAGGUAAACACCAGUUAGUGUUUAACAAGGUUGAUAUGUCAGACGAGGGAGAGAUUACCUGCGAAUCCGGUAACCUAAGCUCGUCGUGCCAGCUCCUUGUGAAGAAGGGAGAAGGCAAGCCCGUCCCUGACUUCCCUGAUGAAAUUGAGGGACCAUGCAAUAAGCCGAUCAUUUUCGACAUUCCUUACAAGAUUGAGGGCACACGGCAGACGCCCAUAGAGGCUAAACUAAUGAAGGAUGGAAAGGCCCUGCCGCUUAAAGAGGUUGAGAUCAUCGUCAUGGAUGAGAAGGUCGUAUUUAAGGUCAAGAAGCCGGCGCGUGAUCUGACCGGGCCAUACAAAAUUGUGAUAAGCAACGGUCAAGGCGAGGCUACCAAGGACCUUAAAAUCAACAUGCAAGACGUACCUUCGCCGCCAGAGGACGUUGACGUGACAGAGGUCUUCGCAACAUCGUGCAUAGUGGCAUGGAAGCCCGGCAAGGAUGACGGUGGCGCGCCGCUUGUCAAAUACGUCGUGGAGCGACAGGAUCUAAGUGUGAAAGGUGGCUGGGACAACGUCGGCGAGGUGAAACCUGGCGCACCCACCGUGUUCAAGUGCGAGGACCUUACUCCUAAGCGAGAAUACAAGUUCAGGAUUCGCGCUGUCAACAAAAUCGGGUCGUCCGAGCCCGCCACGUUCGCCAAGCCUAUCCUUGCCAAGGAUCCCUGGGACGAGCCGGGCAAGCCCAACAACGUGGAGGUCGUGGACUGGGACAAGGACCACGCCGACCUCAAGUGGGAUAAGCCUUUGAACGACGGUGGCGCACCAAUCACUGGGUACAUCAUCGAGUACAAGGAGAAGUUCGGCAAAGACUGGGCGACAGGCAAAGAGAUCGCUGGUGACGUGACCGCGGCAACCAUUGACGGCCUCAAGGAGGGCACUCAGUACGAGUUCCGUAUCCGGGCCGUCAACAAGGCUGGCCCUGGCGAGCCAAGCGAUGCUACCAAGCCAAUUAUCGCCAAGUGCAGAUUUGUCAAGCCGUUCAUCAUUGGCAACGACCUGAUCAAUCUGGUCGUGAAGAAGGGCCAGACCAUCAAGUACGACAUCAAGUACGGUGGUGAGCCAGAGCCCGAGGUGCGCUGGCUGCUCAACACCACCGAAAUCAAGGAGGACAAGGAAGAGAGGAUUACGAUCGACAAGUACGAGCGCAACACGGUGCUGACGGUGCGGCGUGCAGUGCGCGCCGACAGCGGCAAGUACAAGCUCGUGCUCAAGAACAGCUCGGGCACUGUCGAGGGCGUCGCCGACGUGGUGGUGCUGGACAAGCCCACGCCGCCUGGAGGGCCGCUCAAGGUGGACGAGAUCCGCGCCCAGCACGCCACCGUCAAGUGGAAGAAGCCGGAGGACAACGGCGGCAGCGACGUCACCGGCUACGUCAUAGAGAAGAUGGACUUGGACACCGGGCGCUGGGUGCCGGCGGGCGAGGUCGGCCCGGACGCCGACUCGUUCAAGGUGACAGGGCUGACGAAGGGCAAGAAGUACAAGCUGCGCGUCAAGGCCGUCAACAAAGAGGGCGAGUCUGAGCCGCUCGAGACCACAGACAGCUUCGUGGCCAAGAACCCAUACGACGAACCCGGCAAGCCGGGCAAGCCCGAGAUCUUCGACUGGGACAACAAGUCGGUCACUCUGCGCUGGGCCAAGCCCCAGAGCGACGGCGGCCGCCCCAUCACCCACUACACCAUCGAGAUGAAGGACAAGCACGCGACCGACUGGGUCGAGGUGGCCAAGACGGAGAACGACAACUGCGAGGGCGUGGUCGAAGGGCUCAAGGAGCAGCAGGUGUACCAGUUCCGUGUCCGCGCGCACAACAAGUCGGGCGGCGGCGAGCCCUCCGACGCCACCGACAACCACGUGUGCAAGCACCGCAACCUCAAGCCUCGCAUCGAGAGGUCGAUGCUCAAGAGCGUGACCAUCAAGGCUGGCCGCACGCACAAGUGGUCCGUGGACAUCACCGGAGAGCCGCCACCAACCAUCACCUGGGUGUGGCGUGACAACAUCCCGCUCGUCAACACGGAGCGCAUCAAGAUCGAUAACAUCGACUACCACACCGACUUCUGCAUCACAAACGCGACGCGGCGCGACACCGGAAAGUACACGCUCAUCGCGGAGAACGCCUCGGGCAAGGACCAGGAGACAGUCGAGCUCACCGUGCUCAGCAAACCCGGCUCGCCUAUGGGUCCGCUCGAGGCCACCAACGUGCACAAGGAGGGCCUGAAGCUGCACUGGGAGCCCCCAGAAGACGACGGCGGCUCCCCCAUCCUCCAGUACGAGGUGGAGAAGAUGGACACGGCCACGGGCAAGUGGGUGCGCGUCGGCAAGGUGCCGGGUGACAAGGACAAGCCCGAGCUCGAGGUGACGGGGCUGGAACCCGGCCACGAGUACAAGUUCCGCGUGACGGCCACCAACGCCGAGGGCGACUCGGAGCCACUGCUCACCGACAAGGCCAUCAUCGCCAAGAACCCGUUCGACGAGCCGACCAAGCCCGGCACGCCCGAGAUCGUGGAUUACGACAACGAGAGCGUGGACCUCAAGUGGGCCAAGCCCGACAGCGACGGUGGCUCUCCCAUCCAGAAGUACAUCGUGCAAAAGAAGGACCGCUUCAAGCCCGACUGGGAGGACGCGGUCGAGGUGGCCGGCGACAAGCUUGAGGCCAAGGUGGAGGGCCUUAAGGAGCGCGCCGAGUUCCAGUUCCGUGUUAUUGCCAUCAACAAGGCCGGCAAGUCACCGCCUUCGGACGCCACCAAGAUGCACACCGUCAAGCACCGCGCCCUCAAGCCGAGGAUCGACAGGACCAACCUGAAGCCGAUCGUGGUGCGCGCGGGCAAGCCCAUCAACUACGACGUGAACGUGCGAGGCGAGCCGCCACCAACCAUCACCUGGUACCAGGGCGACAAGCUGAUCAAGUCGGAGAACAACGUCGAGAUCAUCAAUGUCGACUACAACACCAAGCUCAACAUCAAGGAUUCCAUCCGUAAGAACACCGGUCUGUACAAGAUCGUGGCCGAGAACCAGCACGGCAAGGACGAGGAAACGGUGGAGAUCACCGUGCUCUCCGCGCCGUCCAGACCAAAGGGUCCGCUCAAGGUGUCGGACGUCACCAAGAACUCGGCCAAGCUCAAGUGGGACAAGCCGGAGGACGAUGGUGGCAAGCCCAUCACCGGCUACACGGUGGAGAAGCUGGACGUGGCCACGGGCCGCUGGGUGCCGGUGGGUCGCACAGACGAGCCCGAGUUUGAGGUCAAGGGCCUCCAAGAGGGCCACGACUACCAGUUCAGGGUCAAGGCCGUCAACGAGGAGGGCGAGUCCGAGCCCCUGGAGACGGACAAGGCGACCACCGCCAAGAACCCCUUCGACGCCCCUGGCAAGCCGGGCACGCCGUCGCUGGAGGACUGGGACGUGGACCACGUGGACCUCAAGUGGGACGCGCCCAAGUCGGACGGUGGCGCCGCCAUCACGGGCUACAUCAUCGAAAAGAAGGAGAAGUUCAGCGCGGGAUGGGACGAAGUCCUGGCCACUCAUUCUCCCGACCGUUUCGCCAAGGUGCCGGGCCUGAAGGAAGGUCAGACUUACCAGUUCCGUGUCCGUGCCGUGAACAAGGCCGGUCCUGGCGAGCCCAGCGAGCCCACGAAGCCCAUCGUGGCCAAGGCUAGAAACCUCAAACCCUGGAUCAACCGCGACAAGCUGCAGAAGGUCCGCGUGCGCGCGGGCCAGGCGGUGCGCUUCGACGUGGACGUCAAGGGCGAGCCGGCUCCCAUCACCACCUGGACCCGGGACGGCAAGCCGCUUACCGGUGUUGGCGUAAAGAUUGAAAACGAGGAUUACAACACCAAGUUGGCUUUGACCGAGACUUCUCGCUCCGACACGGGCACCUACACGCUGCGCGCUGAGAACGCCAACGGCUUCGACGAGGCCACCGUCGAGGUGGAGAUCCUGGACAAGCCCGGCAAGCCCGAGGGUCCGCUGGAGGUGCUGGACGUGCACAAGGAGGGCUGCAAGCUCAAGUGGGAGAAGCCCAAGGACCUGGGUGGCCUGCCGCUCACGGGGUACACGCUGGAGAAGAUGGACGUGACCACCGGCAGGUGGACGCCCGCCGGCUUCUGCGACCCGGAGAAGACCGAGCACGAGGUGAAGGGGCUGGAGCCGGGCAAGAAGUACCAGUUCCGCGUCAAGGCCGUCAACGACGAGGGCGAGUCCGAUCCGCUGGAGACGGACCUCGCCGUCCUGGCCAAGGACCCCUUCGACGCCCCAGGCGCACCGGGCCUGCCCGAGAUUGUGGACUGGAACGAGACGUCCGUGAAGCUCGAGUGGGCCCCGCCCGCGCGCGACGGCGGCGCGCCCAUCACGGGCUACGUCGUCGAGAUGCGCGACAAGUACAGCCCCAACUUCGUCAAGUGCGCCGAGGUGCACGGGCCGACGUGCCAGGCCACGGUUCCCAAGCUGGAGGAGGGCAACCAGUACCAGUUCCGCGUCAGGGCCGUCAACAAGGCCGGCCCUGGCGAGCCCAGCGAGGAGACCAAGACGCACACUGCCAAGGCUCGUUUCUUGAAGCCGCACAUCGACCGCACCAACCUGAACCCAGUGGUGAUCAAGGUGAACCACACGCUGUCGCUGGACAUCAAGAUCACCGGCGAGCCGGCACCCGUCGUCACCUGGGUGUUCAAGGAGAAGGAGAUCAAGACCGAGGAUCAGUACCUGAUCGACAACAUCGACUACAACACCAAGUUCUGCAUCCUCAAGACGAAGCGCGCGCACAGCGGCGUGUACAAGAUCACCGCCAAGAACGAGGUCGGCGAGGACACGGCUGAGCUGGAAGUAACCGUGCUCGGCAAACCCGGCAAGCCCAAGGGCCCGCUCGAGGUGUCGGACGUGACUAAGAACUCCGCCAAGCUCAAGUGGGAGAAGCCCGAGGACGACGGCGGCACCCCGGUCGAGUACUACGAGAUCGAGAAGCUGGACCCGCUGACGGGCCACUGGGUGCCGUGCGGCCGCGCCACCGAGCCGGAGGCCACCGUCACCGGGCUGCAAGAGGGCAAGCCGUACAAGUUCCGCGUCCGCGCCGUCAACAAGGAGGGCGAGUCGGACGAGCUGGAGACGGACAAGUCCAUCAUUGCCAAGAAUCCGUUCGACGAGCCUGGCAAGCCUGGCCGUCCGGAGCCAAAGGACUGGGACAAGGACUUCGUGGAGCUGCAAUGGACUCCGCCCAAGGACGACGGUGGCGCACCCAUCGAGAAGUACAUCAUCCAGAUGCGCGACAAGGAGGGCCGCGGCUGGGUGGACGCUGCCACCGUCCCGGGCAACAAGACCCAGGGACGCGUGGAGAACGGCAUCGAGCCGGGACACGAGUACGAGUUCCGCGUCGUGGCCGUCAACAAGGCCGGCCCCAGCGAGCCGAGCGAUGCAUCCAAGUCCGUCAUCGCCAAGCCACGCUUCUUGAAGCCGAAAAUCGAUCGCAAGAACCUGCUCAAGAAGACAAUCCGAGUGGGUCAGCUUCUGCGCGUGGAGGCCGACGUUCAGGGCGAGCCGCCACCAACCAUCACAUGGGUGAUCAAGGGAGGCCAGCCGCUCACGAGCAACGAGCGCCUCAAGAUCGAGAACGAGGAGUACAAGACGACCUUCAUCUUGACGAAGGCAAAGCGUACCGACUCGGCCGUGUACACGGUGACGGCCAAGAACACCUCGGGCGAGGACACCGUGGACAUGGAGGUGCUGGUGCUCAGCAAGCCUUCCAAGCCCAAGGGCCCGCUCGACGUGUCCGACGUGACGGCCGAGGGCGUGCACCUCAAGUGGGACAAGCCGGAGGACGACGGCGGUGAGCCCGUGGACCACUACGUCGUGGAGCGCAUGGACACCGAGACUGGGCGAUGGGUUCCCGUCACCACCACCAAGACGCCGGAGGCGGACGUGACCGGGCUCAACGAGGGCAAGGAUUACCUGUUCCGCGUCAAGGCCGUGAACUCAGAGGGUGAAUCUGAGCCCUUGGAGACGGACAUCCCCGUCACGGCCAAGAACCCUUACAACGAGCCGGACAGGCCAGGCAAGCCGGAUGUCAAGGACUGGAGCAAGAACCACGCGGACCUGCGGUGGACGGCGCCUAAGAACGACGGAGGCUCCCCCAUCACGGGCUACAUCGUGGAGAAGAAGGACGCUAACAGCUCCAAGUGGGUGAAGGCGGUCGAGGUGCCCGGCAACAAGCACGAGGCCACGGUGCCCGACCUCCUGGAGGGCGGCAAGUACCAGUUCAGGAUCCGCGCGGUCAACAAGGCCGGCCAGAGCAAGCCCAGCGAGGCUAGCGAGACCAUCACCGCCAAGGACCGCAACGUGCCACCAAAGAUCGACCGCACCACGCUCAAGGACAUGAACGUCAAGGCGGGCCAACACCUCCGCUUCGACGUCAAGAUCUCGGGCGAGCCGCCACCAACCAAGACCUGGUUCCACAACAAGGCUCGCAUCGAGUCCAAGGACGAGCUCACGAUCGAGCACGAGGACUACAAGACCCGGCUGGUGGUGACGGCCGUGGCGCGGAAGCACACUGGCCUGUACACCAUCAAGGCGGAGAACUCGUCGGGCAAGGACGAGGUGACGAUCGAGAUCACCGUCAUCGACAAGCCCGGCAAGCCCGAGGGCCCGCUCAAGAUCUCCGACAUCCACAAGGAGGGGUGCAAGCUCAAGUGGAACCCGCCGCUCGACGACGGCGGCGUGCCCAUCGACUACUACGCCGUGGAGAAGAUGGACACCGAGUCUGGACGCUGGAUGUCGGCCGGUCGAGCCAAGGAGCCCUUCAUCGAGCUCAACAACUUGGUGCCCGGCCAGGAGUACAAGUUCCGCGUCAUGGCCGUCAACGCCGAGGGCGAGUCGGAGCCUCUCGAUGCCGAAGAAGCCAUCGUCGCCAAGAAUCCAUUCGACGAGCCUGGCGCUCCGGGGGCACCGGAGGCCACGGACUGGGACCGCGACUUUGUGGAGCUGAAAUGGACCCCGCCUGCCAAGGACGGCGGGUCUCCCAUUACCGGCUACGUGAUCGAGAAGCGCGAGAAGGGCUCCCCUCGGUGGGUGAAGGCCGGCGAGACGCGCGGGCCCGAGUGUAAGGGCAAGGUGGAGAACCUGGACGAGGGCACGCCCUACGAGUUCAGGGUGCGCGCCAUCAACGCGGCCGGGCCUGGCGAGGCCAGCGACGCCUCCAAGUCCAUCACGUGCAAGCCGCGCAAGGUGCCGCCCAGGAUCGACCGCAAGAACCUGCGCGACAUCACGGUCCGCGAGGGCGAGCCUUUCGUGUUCGACGUCAAGAUCACGGGCGAGCCGGCUCCCGACGUCGAGUGGAACUUCGGCACCAAGCGCGUCAACGAGAACGCCGUGCGCAAGAUCGUCAACGUGCCGAACAACAGCAAGCUCGUGUACGACAAGCCCGAGCGCAAGGACAGCGGCAUCUACAAGAUCACCGCCACCAACAAGUACGGCACGGACUCCGCCGAGGUGGAAGUCACCGUUGUGUCCAAACCCAGCAAGCCAGAGGGCCCGCUCGAGGUGUCGGACAUCCACAAGGAGGGCUGCAAGCUCAAGUGGAAGCGGCCCAAGGACGACGGCGGCGAGCCGCUCGACGGCUACCUGGUCGAGAAGUUCGACCCGGAGAACGGUGCCUGGAUCCCCGUGGGCAAGUCCAAGGAUCCCGAGAUGGUGGUCGACGGUCUCACGCCUGGACACGAGUACAAGUUCCGUGUCAAGGCCCUCAACAAGGAGGGCGAGUCGGAGCCCCUGGAGACGUACACUUCCAUCGUCGCCAAGGACCCCUUCUCCACUCCUCAGGCCCCCGGCACGCCGGAGCCCGAGGACUGGGACCAGCACCACGUGGACCUCGUGUGGAAGGAGCCCAUCUCCGAUGGUGGCACUCCGAUCACGGGCUACAUCAUCGAGAAGAAGGACAAGUACACCGCCAUGUGGGAGAAGGCGCUGGAGACCAGCACACCCGAAUGCAAGGGCACCGUCACAGGCCUCAUCGAGGGCAACGAGUACCAGUUCAGAGUCAUCGCUGUCAACAAGGCUGGCCCUGGAGCUCCCAGCGAUGCCAGCAAGACCUUCACCGCCAAGCCCCGGUUCCUGGCGCCUAAGAUCGACCGCCGCAACCUGCGCGACAUCACCAUCUCGGCCGGGUCCACGCUCAAGUUCGACGCGAACGUCAUCGGCGAGCCGCCACCACACAUCGACUGGCGCUGCGCGUCCAACCCGCUCAAGAACAGCAAGCGGGUGACGAUCGACAACACGGACUACAACACCAAGCUGGUGAUCCGGCCCGCGCGCCGCGAGGACUCGGGCGAGUUCACCGUCACGGCCACCAACUCGUCCGGCAAGGACAUGGUCGCCAUCAACGUGGUGGUCACCGACAAGCCGUCGGCGCCCGAGGGUCCGCUCGAGAUCUCGGACGUGUACAACGAGGGCUGCAAGCUCAAGUGGAAGCGCCCGCUGGACGACGGUGGCACUCCGCUCGAGUACUACCAGGUGGACAAGAUGGACCCGGAUACCGGCUGCUGGGUGCCCUGCGGCCGCGUGACGGAGCCUCACAUGGACGUCACUGGUCUGACUCCGGGCAAGGAGUACAAGUUCCGCGUGUCGGCCGUGAAUGCCGAGGGCGAGGGUGAGCCUCUGGUCGCCGAGGAGACGAUCGUGGCCAAGAACCCCUUCGACGAGCCCGGCGCACCUGGCAACCUCAAGGCGACCGACUGGGACAAGGACCACGUGGACCUCAAGUGGACCCCGCCGGUCAACGACGGUGGCUCCCCGGUCACGGGCUACAUCAUCGAGAAGAAGGACAAGUACGGCCAGUGGGAGAAGGCGGUCGAGGUUCCCGCGGACGAGCUGACGGCCACCGUGCCGGACCUGGUCGAGGGCCAGAAGUACGAGUUCCGCGUGCGCGCCGUCAACAAGGCCGGCCCUGGCGAACCCAGCGACCCGACGCCGACCAUCAUCGCCAAGCCACGCAACCUGGCCCCCAAAAUCGACCGCACCAACCUGAUCGACAUGCGCAUCCGUGCCGGACAGAACUUCGUGUUCGACGUGAAGGUGUCUGGUGAGCCGAUGCCCGACACCCGCUGGCUGCUGCGCGCCAAGGAGGUGCGCUCCAGCGACAACGUCAAGGUCACGCACUCGGACUACAACACCAAGCUGAGCGUGCGCGGUGCCACUCGCGCCGACUCGGGCACCUUCAUCAUCACGGCCGAGAACAUAAACGGCAAGGACAUCGCCGAGGUCGACGUCAUCGUCUUGGACAAGCCGAGCCCGCCCGAGGGCCCGCUCAAGGUCUCGGACGUGAGGGCCGACGGCGUCACGCUCAAGUGGAACGCACCCGCUGAUGACGGCGGCAACCCCAUUGAAAAGUACGUCGUGGAGAAGAUGGACGAGGCCACCGGCAGGUGGGUGCCCGCCGGAGAGACCAUUGGGCCUGACACUCAGCUCAAGGUCGACGGCCUCAUCCCUGGACACAAGUACAAGUUCAGGGUCCGCGCCGAGAACAAGCUGGGCAGGUCCGAGCCCCUCACUACGGAGCAGGCUAUCGAGGCCAAGAACCCCUUCGACGAGCCCGACAAGCCUGGCACACCCGAGAUCACAGACUUCGACAAGGACUUUGUCGAUCUUGAAUGGGAUCGUCCCAGGAGCGACGGUGGCUCACCAAUCACUGGUUACAUCAUCGAGAAGAAGGACAAGUUCAGCCCGAACUGGGAGAAAUGCGCCGAGGUCGAGGGCGACGUGUGCAAGGGCAAGGUGCCCGGGCUGAUCGAGGGCACACCCUACGAGUUCCGCAUCAGGGCGGUGAACAAGGCCGGCCCUGGCGAGCCCAGCGACGCGUCCAAGACCCACGUCGCGCGCGCCAAGAACGUGCCGCCCAAGAUCGACCGCAGUGCCAUGCUGGACCUCAAGGUUCGCGCCGGCCACAACUUCGACUUCGACGUGCACGUCGACGGUGAGCCGCCAGCGAGCAAGGAAUGGAGCCUGAGGGACAACAUGGUGCUGCCCGGCGAGCGCGUCAAGAUCACCAACGAGGACUACAACACUCGUCUGCGCAUCACUGACGCCCGCCGAGCUGACAGCGGCGAGUACAAGCUCGUGGCCAAGAACAUCAACGGCAAGGACACGGCCACCGUCUACGUGACGGUCCUGGACGUGCCCACGCCACCAGAGGGCCCGCUCAAGGACAGCGACGUGACCAAGAACAGCAUGGUGCUGUCCUGGCGUGCACCCAGGGACGACGGUGGCUCCGAGAUCCUUCACUACAUCGUGGAGAAGAUGGACUCGGAAAACCUGCGCUGGGUGCCGGUGGGCGAGACACCCACGACUCAGAUCAAGGCGGACCACCUGAUCGAGAACCACAACUACAUGUUCAGGGUGCGCGCAGUGAACCGGCAGGGCGAGUCCGGCCCGCUCAUGAGCACCGAGCCCAUCACGGCCAAGGACCCCUUCGGCAAACCGGAAAAGCCGGGAACGCCCGAGGUUGUCGACUGGGACAAAGAUCACGUCGACCUGGAAUGGACCCCACCCAAGAGGGAUGGUGGUUCCCCGAUCACCGGGUACAUCAUCGAGAAGAGGCCCAAGUUUGGCUCGUGGGAGAAGGCCGCGGAGGUUCCCGCCGGCAGCACCAAGGCCACGGUGCCCCACCUGAUCGAGGGCGAGGAGUACGAGUUCCGCGUCAUCGCCGUCAACAAGGGCGGUCCGGGCGAGCCUAGCGACGCGUCCAAGUCUGUGAUCGCCAAGCCGAGGUUCAUGGCACCGACCAUCGACCGCGCCUUCCUCCAGGACCUCGUCGUGAAGGCCGGCGAGCGCAUCAGCUUCGAGGUGCCCGUCGAGGCGUCGCCACGCCCCAAGGCCACCUGGACCGUGGACGACAAGCCUGUGGGCACGCGAGCGGACAUGAUGACCACCAACACGCAGACCACGUUCGAGAUUCCGUUCGCGGCGCGCAGCGACACCGGCCGGUACAAGCUCACCCUCAAGAACGAGUUGGGCGAGUGCUCGGCAUCUGCGUACGUCACGGUGCUCGAUAAACCUGGUCCACCUCUGCCCCCGCUCGAGGUCAGCAAGGUCACCAAGGACAGCUGCCGCCUGUCGUGGAAGCACCCUAAAGACGACGGCGGCUCGCCGAUCCUCCACUACUUGGUGGAGAAGAUGGACAUGUCUCGCGGCACAUGGUCGGACGCGGGCAUCGCCACCGGCCUGCAGCACGAGGUGCUGCGCCUCAUCCACAUGAAGGAGUACCUGUUCCGGGUGCGCGCCGUCAACAUCAUUGGCGAGUCCGAGCCUCUCGAGACCACCAAGCCCAUCGUGGCCAAGAACGAAGUCGAUGAGCCUGGUGCGCCCGGCAAGCCCAGCAUCACCGACUGGGCCAAGGACCACGUGGACCUGUCCUGGGAGAAGCCCAAGUCGGACGGCGGCUCGCCCAUCACGGGCUACAUCGUGCAGCGCCGCGAGAAGGGCAGCCCGUACUGGGUGAACGCGGUGCACGUGCCGGCCAAGCAGACGUCGGCCACCGUGCCGGACCUGACCGAGGGCCAGGACUACGAGUUCCGCAUCAUCGCCACCAACGUGGCUGGCCAGUCCGAGCCCAGCGAGCCCUCGGACGUCGUCACCGCCAAGGACCGCUAUCUGGCGCCAAAGAUCAAGACACCACUGCACGACAUCCGCAUCAAGGCGGGCACCAUUCUGCACGUGGACAUCGACUUCAUCGGCGAGCCCGCGCCCGAGGUGGUGUGGUCCGUCGCCGGCAAGGAGCUGCAGACGGACGCGCGCACCACCAUCACGUCCAUCGGCUACCACACCAUCGUCAACACGGUGAACGCCAAGCGCAGCGACAGCGGCUUGUACCACCUGCUGCUGAGGAACAGCUCGGGCAUCGACGAGGGCUCCUUCCAGGUGGUCGUGCUCGAUCGCCCCGGACCUCCGGAUGGCCCGCUAGAGUACGAGGAGAUCACCGCCCAGAGCGUGACCCUGUCCUGGCGCCCACCAAAGGACAAUGGUGGCAGCGAAAUCACGUAAGUUCAACCCCGGGUGCUGCA